Messenger RNA from Trifolium pratense (red clover), 1033 nucleotides. RefSeq names its product pectinesterase inhibitor 4-like. Bases 29 to 670 code for a protein of 213 amino acids. Gene Ontology annotation, biological process: negative regulation of catalytic activity. The record is from RefSeq and is a predicted model, not a curated record. Gene Ontology annotation, molecular function: enzyme inhibitor activity. The transcript has a single exon. NCBI's taxonomy places the organism in Eukaryota, Viridiplantae, Streptophyta, Magnoliopsida, Fabales, Fabaceae.
ACCAAUACAAGGAAAGAAACAAAAAAAAAUGGCAUUGCAAUUGCAUACUCUUAUUGAAUGUUCAAUAAGUCACCAUAAUCUCUUCAAAAUAAUUUUUUACUUUCUAUUCAUCUCAACUCUUAUUCACUCUACAACAUCUACAUCCAAUUGCACCAAAGAUUCCACUUCAACAAUUUACAAAAAGUUUUUAAAGACUCAAUGUAAUUCAACCACAUACCCAAAUGUUUGCUACAAGUCACUUUCUCCAUACACAUCAAAAAUCAAAACAAACUCUUUAACACUCACCAAAAUAUCUAUCUAUCUAGCCCUAAAAUCAGCAAGAAGUGCAUCAAUGACAUUGAAAAGACUAAGUUCUAAGAAGCUAACACAUGCCGAAACAUUGGUCAUUGCCGAUUGUAGCGAAAAUGUUGAAGACACGGUGGAUUCACUUGAAGAUUCGGCCGAUGGACUUGUGCAUUUGAAUGGUACUACAACUAGUGAUGAAAGGUUUCAAUGGGAUACUAUAAAGACAUGGAUGAGUGCAGCUAUAACUAAUGAGGGAACAUGUACGGAUGAAUUUGAUGAAAUGGAAGUGAGGUCUUCAAUAAAGAAAAUGAUCAAAACAAGUGUUGGUAAUCUUCUUUUCAUGACUAGCAAUGCUUUGGCUUUUGUAAACAGGCUUUCCUUCUAGAUUAUGGUUUUGGAUCGCGGUUGUGGUUAAGCUACGAAUCUUUAGUGCAGCAAAAUAUGGGAAAUGCAGUUGAAGCAGUCGAAAUUGCAAUGUUAUUGCAAAGACCUCAAAAUCUUUUAUAUAAUGCGACUACCAUCGUGAUUGCACACUACAAUUUAAAACCGUGACUACUAGUCAUUCGAUUAAGAAACUAUUAUGUUAAAAGGAAAUAUGUUUCGAUAUAUAUAACAAUUGGAUUUGUAAUUUUUUUUAGGGAGUUUAUACUUGUGUGUAAUGGUUGUUUCAUGUGUUAAUUAUACUAAAGUUAAUGUAAAUUUGUGGAUUCACUCAAAUGGUUCUCAUUAAUGUAAAAUUUGUUAGAAA